AAAUGUAGAAGUAAAAAGUUCUUUGUGUCUUACUGGGGACACGUAUAAAUUUUGUACAUUUUUUAAAAUAAAUAUUAAGUUCUGGUGGGCUUUUUUAAACUUACAAUAUGGAAGACGAUUUGCCGACCGAUUUUCAGGUCAUCGUCGUGGGGACAGGAAUGGUAGAGUCCAUUGUGGCCGCAGCAUGUAGCAGAAUUGGGAAAGAUGUGUUACAUUUGGAUACAAGUGACCAUUAUGGUGGUCUAUGGGCUUCCUACAAUUUUGAUGGUCUCCAAAAGUUUAUAAAAGAAGUUAAGUCCGACCCAGCAAAACAGCCACAAGUCUAUAAUUUAACUGAGAAGUGGUAUAUUGAAAAGGAUUCAACGCAAGAUGAAGAGAAGAAAGAAGGAGAAGAAAAUAAGACUGAAGAGAGCAAAAAGAUUUGGAGUCAGUCUAGUUUUGCCUCGGAGUAUAGGAAGUUCAAUAUUGACAUGACACCAAAGCUGCUGUUCUCGCGGGGGCCGCUGGUGGAACUUCUGAUCUCGUCGAACAUCGCCCGCUACGCGGAGUUCCGGUGCGUGACGCGCGUGUUGACGUGGCUCAACGACAAGCUGACGCCGGUGCCGUGCUCGCGCGCCGACGUCUUCGCCACGGAGGCGGUCAGCAUCGUCGAGAAGCGCCAGCUCAUGAAGAUGCUGACGUCCAUCGUCGGGUACAACGAGGAAGAGAUGAACAAUGAGUUCAAAGACUGGAACGACAAGACGUUCACGGAGUACCUGACGCACAAGGGUCUGACGCCGAACCUGAUCCACUACGUGGUGUACGCCAUCGCCGGCGGCACCAGCAGGAUGCCGUGCUUGGAGGGCGUGAGGGAGUGCAAGAAGUUCCUCAUGAGCCUCGGCCGCUACGGCAACACGCCCUUCCUCUGGCCCAUGUACGGUAGCGGGGAACUGCCGCAGUGCUUCUGUCGACUGUGCGCGGUGUUCGGCGGCGUGUACUGCCUGAACCGGCCGAUCGAGAAGGUGGAGACGCGGACCACGGACGACGGCAAGACGCAGGUGGUGGUGGGCAGCAAGUCCAAGGCGCUCAACUGCGACCACCUGGUGAUCGGCAUUGACAGCUGCCCGGAGGAGCUGCUGUCCCCCGAGCCGGCGGAGGGGGCGGACAUCUCGAAGGCGGUGUUCGUCACCAACGGGCCGAUUCUGCCCAGCGAGAAGGAGCCGCUGUCCCUGGUGCGGUUCCCGCCCCUGGAGGAGGGGGGUAGCACCGUCACCGCGCUCGAGGUCGGCCCCGCUACCGGCUCCUGCCCCAAGGGAUUGUUCGUGGUGUACUUCGUGACGGACAAGGUGACGGACGCGGAGGCGGACCUCAAGCCCUUCGCCGAGCGCAUCUUCGACAUGACGGGCGACCAGACGCAGACAUCCGACAAACCCACGUGCCUGUGGUCGCUGUACUACAACGUGCGCGACACGUCCGCGCCGCGCGCCGCCGCCGCGCCCGGCGUGCACGUGUGCGCCGGCCCCGACGCCAAGCUCGACUUCGACGCCGCCGUGCUGCAGGCGGAGCAGAUCUUCAAGGAGAUCUGCGCGGGCGAGGAGUUCCUGCCGCGCGCGCCCGACCCAGAGGAGAUCGUGUUCGAGGACGACGUGACGCACGGCCCGCAGUUCACCGGCGACGACGCCGACAAGGAGUAGACUAGCCGCUGAGGUGGAUUCGCGACGUCAGCGGCUGUUGUCAGUGCUGCCGAUAACUGACGAGUACUGUUCAGGCUCACACUGGCGCGUGGUCGACGCGACGCGUGUUGUUUUUCGCCUACAGCAGUGUUCCGCAAAAGGUGUGCCGCGGCACACUGGUGUACCGUAGCCAUUUUUCCUACAUAUUCCUAGGCAACAUCCCAGGACGAUCGACGAAAGGAAUAAGAAUUGGAAACAGAUCACCCGUUCACGCUGAUUAAUUUGUGGUGUAGGCACCUCUAAAAAUUUACAUUUUUCUAGCUGUAGCUUAAACACAACAAGUUUGCGGAAUACUGGCCUACAGCGUAUUCAUCUCUAUAGUCUAUUGUUUAAGUACUCUGCUAUGAAAAUAUUGAAGCGCGCGUCGACGCGCUUUGACGCGCAUUUGCGCUUCCAUAUUUACAUAACGGAGUACUCAAAUAAUAAUAAAAUAAUAGAGAUGAAUAUCGCUUCGACUGCGCCAGUGCGAGUUGAGCCUAGAGCAGUCGAUGUUUCGUCGGUAGUUGAGUAUACUUCAGUCGGUAUUUCGUCAAAAGUCAGCACUGACGCGACAAUACUGUGUUGGCUUGAUAUCGAUUUACAGUAUGGCAGUACCCGGUCAGCAUUGACUGCAGUGGACUGAAGCCAGUCGCUGACUCAAUGUGAAUCUACCUUUACCCAUUAUGCGAUACGAUACAACGCCCAUAUAUCUCGCGCAUAGGCGCUCGUUCUAUAUCUAUAUUGUGUUAUAUAUCGCGCAUAAAGACAGAUGUUUUAUGUCAACACUGUCUUCAAUGUGUUUUAUCGGUACGAUAUCCGAUGUCGUAUCGCGUAAUGAAAGCCCGAGGAAUUCUCGCCUCCGCUGGCCAGCAGCGUUGACUAUAUCAACCAGCAAACUUAGCAUUAUAGAAAAAAUGCGGAAGAAUA
Messenger RNA from Aricia agestis (brown argus), 2618 nucleotides. RefSeq names its product rab proteins geranylgeranyltransferase component A 1 (gene Rep). NCBI's taxonomy places the organism in Eukaryota, Metazoa, Arthropoda, Insecta, Lepidoptera, Lycaenidae. The transcript has 9 exons. Gene Ontology annotation, molecular function: GDP-dissociation inhibitor activity. Gene Ontology annotation, cellular component: cytoplasm; Rab-protein geranylgeranyltransferase complex; nucleus. Gene Ontology annotation, biological process: intracellular protein transport; vesicle-mediated transport; protein geranylgeranylation. The record is from RefSeq and is a predicted model, not a curated record. Bases 108 to 1673 code for a protein of 521 amino acids.